GAUCGCUUCGGCCUUGAGUACGACCUGGACAUCUACAACAUCGUGGCCGUCAAGGACUUCAACAUGGGCGCCAUGGAGAACAAGAGCCUGAACGUCUUCAACACCUCGCUGACCUUGGCACGGGAAGACACGGCCACGGACGACGACUACGAGCGGAUCGAAGGUGUCAUCGGCCACGAGUACUUCCACAACUGGACGGGAAACCGGGUCACCUGCCGCGACUGGUUUCAGCUCACCCUGAAGGAGGGUUUGACGGUGUACCGCGACCAGGAGUUCUCCGCGGACAUGGGCUCCCGGGCUCGCAAGCGCAUCGAGGACGUGAGGAUCCUGCGGGCGGCACAGUUCCCCGAGGAUUCCUCGCCGAUGGCGCACCCCAUCCGCCCCGAGAAGUAUGCGGCCAUCGACAACUUCUACACGGCCACGGUCUACAACAAGGGAGCCGAGGUCAUCCGCAUGUACGAGACGCUCUUGGGCCGGGAUGGCUUCCGAAAGGGGAUGGACUUGUAUUUCGAGCGCCACGACGGAAAUGCCGUGACUUGUGACGACUUCCGCGGGGCGAUGCAG
Messenger RNA from Symbiodinium necroappetens, 564 nucleotides. Lineage: Eukaryota; Dinophyceae; Suessiales; Symbiodiniaceae. The record is from the annotation of a GenBank genome assembly.